UUUUGCUGCAAGGUCGAACACACUUUGGCAGCUGAUCUGCAUGGCUCAGAGGAGCGCCUGCAUCUGCGCCCAGGGCAGCAGAUCGCUCAAGGCGAGCGGCAAGGCGAGAGAGCUGAGCACGACUGCUGGUCCGACGAUCGAUGCAGCCAGACGAGCUAAUAGAGAGGACAUCGAACCUCUCGGUCAGACGACCCGGUCACCCAACACGAUAGGCCAUGCGAGGACGAGGAAUGCACUGAGGAAAGCUCAAGCGAGAGCGAUGGAUCAUCUCAAGCACUUGUACACGCCCCGGACCUUGGAGCCAGUCGGCAGAAAGCUCGAUCAAGACCAGCUCGCUCUCCUCUUUGCUCUCCAAGUUCCUCCCCCUACCAGUGCCCUGUCAGCUCUGGCGGCGAGAAUCGGAGGAUUGGAAUUGAAUGCGAGCAACGCUGCUCAUCUGGCCUUGCUCGAGCAAUGCUGCAUCGAUCCUAGCUUUUGGGCAAGAGUGGCUCAAGUCGAGCCCUUGCUGCCCCUUCGAUCUCAGAGCACGAAAGCAUACAGCAACUACUGCGAUCCGUCCAGGAGUGACAAUGCCGAGCUCGCAACGCUCGGCAAUAGCCUGCUCGGGCUCUUCACGGCCGAGCAUCUGUCCGUCAUGCAUCCUCACCUGCCAACGCUCGCGACGAAAGCAGCUCUGACACUCAUGGUCGGUCCACGAACAUGCGCCGACAUUGCUCUUUCUUGGGGCAUCGCACCCGGCACUGCAUCGUACGGUCUGCCCGCGCGUCAAGGUUACAAGGAGAACGGGGGCACGGGCAGCAGGGGAUCCUCCCGUCGAGGAGUUGGCGAAGGUUCGCGUGCAGGCACGGGCUUGCUGCGCUGGAUCCGGAGCGAGAGCGAAGAAUCUGCCGUACUGUUUGAGGAGGCACUGGCCAAUGCUGCCAAAGCUAUCGUCGGCGCCGUCUUUCAGGAACACGGCUUCGAACGCACAAGGGCAUUUGUGCAAUCGCACUUCUUCAGUCGCAAAGCCGAUCUCGCUUCCCUGCUCAAGUUUCCGGACCCGCGACAAGCGCUCGUGGCAACCAUGCGAAAGUACGGACGCGAAAGACCACUGACCAGAAUACUGAAAGAGACUGGUCGGAUGAGCAUUUCGCCCGUCUUUGUCAUUGGCGUCUACACGGGCGAACACAAGCUAGGCGAAGCAUUCGGUAACUCGAUCAAGAUGGCCGAACAUCGCGCAUACGAAGAUGCAAUGAAACGAAUAUACCUCAGCAGGACCUUUGUGGGCGAUGACGGUUUGACAGAUCUGCACAUGUCGCCCGCUCUGCCCACGGAUACCCUGAUCGACCCUUCGACGACUUACAAGCCUGCUUUGCUAGGCGACGAAGAAGUAACGUUUGCCUCUGCCGGUCGGACGAAGAGAACUGCUGCGGAAGUGGCGACAUAUCAAAAGCAACUCUUUGCAAAUCAGACUAAUCGCAUCCCUCUGUGAGAACAAUUGCAACCGCAGGCUGUUUUGCAUCCUUUUGUACAACGCAAUGCAAACGAUGCAGCCCAUGCGCACAGACG
Mixia osmundae IAM 14324 is the source of this 1548-nucleotide messenger RNA. RefSeq lists its product as uncharacterized. The coding region runs from base 41 to 1471 and encodes 476 amino acids. Gene Ontology annotation, cellular component: nucleus. The transcript has 4 exons. Gene Ontology annotation, molecular function: ribonuclease III activity; double-stranded RNA binding. Gene Ontology annotation, biological process: primary miRNA processing; rRNA processing; regulation of gene expression. The record is from RefSeq and is a predicted model, not a curated record. NCBI's taxonomy places the organism in Eukaryota, Fungi, Basidiomycota, Mixiomycetes, Mixiales, Mixiaceae.